Messenger RNA from Trichoderma asperellum CBS 433.97, 1832 nucleotides. RefSeq lists its product as uncharacterized. The record is from RefSeq and is a predicted model, not a curated record. Gene Ontology annotation, molecular function: acyl-CoA dehydrogenase activity; flavin adenine dinucleotide binding. Gene Ontology annotation, biological process: fatty acid beta-oxidation using acyl-CoA dehydrogenase. Gene Ontology annotation, cellular component: cytoplasm. NCBI's taxonomy places the organism in Eukaryota, Fungi, Ascomycota, Sordariomycetes, Hypocreales, Hypocreaceae.
UCGACCAGCUGUCCAUACCUUCGAGUUAAAUAUCAGACCAUCGCAGCGUCUCCAUGUCUCGGCUGGUCAUCAUUUGCGGAGAAAUCUUGGAUUAAACUCGAUCCAUUCAUUCAUUCGCUUUUCUUUCUCUUAAAUUUAUCCAUCUAUCUCUACUGACACAGCAACAUUUCGCAAUCAUGUCUGCUCGGAUUCCAGCUCUUGUCUCAAAACACAUUAGCGAGGCGGCGAAGCAAAAAAUUGACAUCGUUGCCAAAUUUGUCGAGGAAGAAUGCAUCCCCGCCGACCCCGUUCUGGAGGCCCAGGUGGGCGAAGGCGAUAACCGCUGGGAGAACCACCCUUCCAUCAUCGAAGAGCUCAAGGACAAGGCGCGCAAGCUGGGCUUGUGGAACAUGUUCUUGCCCAAGGGCUUCUACGCCGAGUCCCCCGGUUGGACGAACCUCGAGUACGCCAUCAUGGCAGAGUGGUUGGGCCGCUCGCGCAGCGCUUCCGAGGCUUGCAACUGCGCUGCUCCCGAUACCGGUAACAUGGAGGUCGUGGCCAAGUACGGCAACGCUCAGCAGAAGGAGGAGUGGCUCAAGCCCUUGAUGGAGGGAAAGAUCCGCUCGGCCUUUUUGAUGACUGAGCCCGACGUCGCGUCUUCCGAUGCCACCAACAUCCAGCUCCAAAUCACCAAAGACGGCGACCAUUACGUUCUGAAUGGCUCCAAGUGGUGGUCCAGCGGUGCGGGCGACCCUCGAUGCAAGCUCUACGUCGUCAUGGGCAAGUCUGAUCCCAACAACGCCGACCCUUACAAGCAGCAGUCCGUCAUCUUGGUCCCUGCCGGCCUUCCUGGAAUCACCAUCAAGAGAAUGCUCAAGGUCUACGGCUACGACGAUGCCCCCCACGGCCACGGCCACAUCACCUUCAAGAACGUGCGCGUGCCGGCAAAGAACCUGGUCCUCGGCGAGGGCAGAGGAUUCGAGAUUAUCCAGGGCCGACUGGGCCCUGGCCGUAUUCACCACGCUAUGCGAAGCAUUGGCGCUGCCGAGCAAGCCCUCGACUGGAUGCUUGUGCGCGUCAACGACGAGAAGAAGAAGCCCUUUGGCAAGCUCCUCCGCGAACACGGCGUCAUCCUCGAGUGGAUUGCCAAGUCACGUAUCGAGAUCGAUGCGGCCCGACUCAUCGUCCUCAACGCCGCCAUCAAGAUUGACGAGGUCGGCGCCAAGAAGGCACUCAAGGAGAUUGCCGAAGCCAAGGUGCUCAUCCCCCAGACUGCUCUGACUGUCAUCGACCGCGCCGUCCAGGCAUACGGCGGCGCUGGUGUCUCUCAAGAGACCCCCCUGGCCAAUAUGUGGGCUGGUAUCCGAACGCUGCGCAUGGCUGAUGGCCCUGAUGAGGUGCACUUGCAGCAAAUGGGCCGCAACGAGAACAAGCGCGGCAAGGAGACGGCCGAGAAGCACCAGAGGCAGAAGGCCAAGACGCAGGAGCUGCUGAAGCGAUAUGGCGUCGAGGUUGCUGAGCCCGGCACCAGAAUCAAGCACGACGCCAAGUUGUAACGAGGCAUGAGUGGUCUGCUUUGCGUUUCUGUCUCUCUUGUUCUUCUUGACAUCUUAUGAAGUUUUUUGUAAAUACUGGGAAUUGGAUUGAUGAUGAUAAUUAUGCAUUACAACUGGCGUAUAUAGUAAAGAAAAAAGCUAGCCCAGAACUGGAUACAAUGACAUGAACUGUCACCCUAACUCUAUUUUUGUCGGCGUAGUUUAUCUUUGUGACAGGCUAUAAACAAUCAGUGGCUGAGUUAGAGUCUGUUUGCUAUAUCAUGGGCAAUUGGUAUAGUUUCCAUCGCCGUAGUAGAG